This is a messenger RNA of Psylliodes chrysocephalus, 1053 nucleotides long. The record is from the annotation of a GenBank genome assembly. NCBI's taxonomy places the organism in Eukaryota, Metazoa, Arthropoda, Insecta, Coleoptera, Chrysomelidae.
AUGUUAUGUUUUCGAAAGUUAACAAAUUUUAACAAAAGUUUCGGAAGUGUCAGGUGGACGUCUUCAGUAAAAAGGGAAUUCAAAGAAGUGGAAAUUAAAGUUCCUUGGGGACAUGUUGCUGGUAAAUGGUGGGAACCGUACGACACAAGGCCUAUCCUUACAAUUCACGGUUGGCAGGAUAACUGCAACACGUUCGAUAGAUUAAUACCAACGUUAGAUAAAACAGUGGGGUUUCUUGCGAUAGAUUUACCUGGACAAGGAUAUUCAUCACGUCUUCCACCAGGAAUGAUCUACCACUAUUCCAAUUUUAUUUUAACAGUCAGAAGUAUCACAAAAUCCUUUCAUUGGCCGGCAGUCUCGCUCAUGGGCCACUCUUUAGGAAGCAUAUUAUCAUACGUGUACUCCAUGUUGUAUCCAUCCGAAAUAGAUUUUUUAAUUUGCUUGGACGCAAUGAAACCAAUGAUCACCAGUAACAAGCAUAUUCAUAUGGCGAAGGCUCUGGAUCAGUUCUUUAAAUACAACGAUUACGCAAUCGAUUCCAAAGAACCGCCGUGUUAUAGUAUUGAAGAAAUGCGAGAAUUAAUCAGCAAACCUAACGAUAAUUCUAUUUUACCGGAGUAUACUACCUACAUUAUGGAUAGAAACAUUGCUCCUUCAAAGGUGCAGCCUGGUAAAUACUAUUUCACAAGAGACCCCAGAAUAAAAACAGGCGGAUUGAUCUCUUUUUGUCAGGAGGAAAUGGUUAAACUAGCGGAAAACAUGAAAAUGCCUAUUUUCGUUAUGAAAGCAUCUGAGUCGAGUUAUUACGAAAAAAAAGAAAAAUAUUAUCAAGUAUUGGAUGUUCUAAAAAAAGCCAGCAUUGAUUGUGACUUUCACUAUGUCGAGGGACGUCAUCAUUUACAUUUAAAUAAUCCAGAAAAGAUUUCUAGUUUAUUGAACGAUUUUAUUCAACGCCACAAUGUUCAAGAUAGAAGUAUUGGGGGUAUCAAAGAGGAUAUUAUUAGAGAUUUUAGGCCUAUAUUUAUUGAACAUACUUGUAAAGAGGUUAGCUGA